AUGGUCAAGCCAGCGAAGGACGAUCAGAGCCAGACCAGUAUAUCUGCCUUCUUCCGUCCACGAGCACCUCCUCCCUCGACUCCCUCAAAUGCACGUGGUGUCGCUGCGAACUCGUCGUCGUCAUCUGCGAUUCGCGGCGCUCGGACAAGUGACGGCAUCGAUGGAGAACUGAUCCUGCUCGACUCGAGUGACGAUGACGACGACGUAUCGGACGCGUCAAGGGUGCCUCCACGUCCUUUGAAACGCGUCAAGCUGGAAUCAACAGUGCAGGACCCCUCGUCGUCAUCGGCAGCGUUCGCGGCGACGAGUUCAGCUGCUGCUUCGUCGUCAUCGGCUAACACCAUGGAGCGUCGCGAGGUCGACAUCUCUCAAAAGGUUUCGAAGUGGCAGUACAAGCCACCAACCCCGUCUUCAGUCUCCGAAACACCGCAGAAUGAUGACGCCCAUAAGCCCUCGAGCUCGAGCUCGAUCGCAGCAGUAGGAGCUGGGGGAGGUAGUACGAGCAAUGGCAAGCAGCGCAAUGGAGUGUUUAGCUCCACCAAGGCCAUGAACAGAUUGCAAAGCAUCAACCUGCUCAAGAAGAAGAACGCCUUCCUGCAAGAUCAGGACCCUCUGGCAGCGGCGGCAUUCGAAUCGAAUGGUUACGACGCGUCGAGUCGCCACCACUCGUCAACGAGAAGUCAAUCUCCGCUCUCGCCGUUCGGAGACGGCGACCAUGAUGACGAUGGAGACGAUGGCGCUGGCACGUCGAGAACCAAACAAAAGGGCAAAGUAGUGGCAAAAGCUCAAGGUGAUGGUGAUGAUGAUGAGAUGGAUGAUGGUGAUGGUGAUGGUGAUGGUGACGCAGUACGGCACUCGAGGUUCAGCAAAUUCGCUGCCCAAGGGAUGCCGAAGACCAAACCAGCGAAAGCGAGCGGUAUCAAGUAUACUCCACUGUGAGCCUCCGAUUGUGAUGGAAUAAACUCACCGCCUCGUUGACUAAAGCUCUAACUUGAUCACAGGGAGCAACAAGUCAUUGCGCUGCGCAAAGCUCACCCGGGGGUCUUGCUCGUCAUCGAAGUCAGUCACCGGAACGGAACUGAAUCCGCAUUGCCAACGAGGCUGACGCACCUGCUCACUCCAAAGGUUGGUUACAAGUUCCGUUUCUUCGAGGAAGAUGCUGUCACGGCUUCUCGCAUCCUAGGCAUCGCUCACUUCCCGAUCAAGGUCAGUGUCUCGGAACCGGAGUGGUCGUACCGAACCAGCAGCUAAAGGCGAUGCAUUUACCUCACUUCAGAACAUGAUGUCGGCCUCUAUCCCGACACACCGACUCGACGUGCACAUCAAGCGACUGAUCAAUGCUGGUCAGAAAGUCGGUGUCGUACGCCAGAAGGAAACCGCCGCUUUGAAGAAAGCCGACGCUUCCACCCGCCAGGGACCUUUCGUGCGCGCGCUCGAUGGUCUCUACACGAGCGCGACUUACAUCGAUCCGUUGUCGGUCGAACCUCUGGAUGCGAGCUCCGGCAACGCAGCAACGAUCGUGUGCCUGGUUGAGGAGGCAAGAGGCAGGGAUGAGAAAGUAGCGAUUGGAAUGGUCGCGGUCAAGCCUUCGACCGGGGAAGUGAUUUACGAUGGUGAGUACCACUCAAAAUUCAUUCAAGCGUAUCCCAGCAAUAUUGGAUGUUGAUAGAGUAUGGCUUGCAGAAUUUGUUGAUGGCCUGAUGCGCUCGGAGCUGGAGACGAGGCUCCUGCACCUUCAACCAAGUGAAGUCGUUCUGCAACCGCAGCUGAGCAAGCAGACCCAAUCGAUAAUCAAUUACCUUGUGAGACAACAAAGGUCAGUCAGCCGGAGUGUCUUCUCCCAAGUAUAUGGUCGUACUGAUACAAAAAUUGACGUGGUGCAGCUCCGGAGCUUCGGACUCGACCUGUCGUAUCGACCGCAUGAACAAGAAGCUCACGACAGAGGCGGCGAGGAAGUUCAUCACCAAUUUUUACAUCUGCUCAAAGGCAGCUGGCGCAUCGAGGAAAGGAAAAGAGAAGGAACUUACGCGGGAGAUUGUCAUUGGCUCCGAUUCGGAAGACGACGCCGAGGCUGGGCCCAACAUCGGUAUGAACGGCUCAUGUCCGAGCCAAGUCCUCGACCUUCCCGACCUGGUCCUCGUCGCUCUCGCAGCACUCAUCUCGCAUCUAUCUGCUUUCGACCUUUCGACGAUCUUCUUCCACGAAUCAUCAUUCGAGCAUUUCUCCUCUCGCUCGACGAUGAACCUUAACGGCAACACAUUGCAAAACCUCGAGCUACUGCAGAACAACACGGACUUCACCCUCCACGGCUCGCUGCUCUCGAUUCUCGACCAUUGCCACUCGGCGUUUGGACGCCGACGCCUUCGCAACUGGAUCUGCCAUCCACUUAUCUCGGAGGCACGAGUAUUGGAGCGCCAAGAUGCCGUGGCCGAGAUCAUUUCGUCGAGUUCGAAUUUGACGAUAUAUAAGCUACGCGGCGUAUUCAAAGGUCUGCUGGAUCUCGAACGCGGGCUGGUUCGGAUCCAUUUCGGCCGGGCGAGCACGCAAGAGCUACUGCGUAUUCUGCAAGCGUUCUCAAGGGUCGCGAAUGUGUUCGAGGCGAUUGAUGAGGAAGAAGAGAGGGACGGGGCACCGACACCGCAGUCGACGGUCAAGAGUGCACUGUUGAAGCAGAUCGUGGCUAGCCUUCCCAAGAUCAAGAAGGACGUUGAUGGAUUCCUGUACGUUUUUGGGAGGUUUUUUGAUAUGCUAUGACGGUCCACUUUGGCUUACGUUCUUAUUAACCAACACAGAUCACGCAUCAAGAGUGAACAGGCCAAGGCGGGGAAGAAGGCGGAAUUGUUCCACGAUCCGCCCGAAAACCUGCGCGAAGUCCGUGACUGCCUCGAUGCGGUUGACAUUGAAAUGGGGGCUCUGCUUAAGGAAGCCCGCAAGGUCCUCAAAAAGCCAACGAUCGAGUUUCGCCGCGUGGCCGAGGAGGAGUUCCUGUUGGAGAUCGGAAUCGCCGAGUCCAAAAAGAUUGUACCUGGUGACUGGAUCAAGGUAAAUUCGACGAAGCAGUACUACCGCUACCGCAGCCCCCAGAUCCAGGCCAAGAUGGACGAGGUAAACCAGAACCGUGAACGGCUCGAAGCUGCCGCCGAUGCGGCGUUCAAAGCUCUGCUGCAGGAGAUUACCUCGACAAGCUACGAUGCGUUCAGGGCCGCUCUCUCGAACCUCGCGACAGCCGAUUGUCUCUUCUCGUUUGCUGUGACGGCGAUCGCACCGGGGUAUGUCCGCCCUACCAUCGUCCGCGAACCGGGGUUUAUCAAGAUUGUCGAUGGUCGGCACCCAGUUCAUGAGGUUCUCUCGUCGCAGCCCUACGUCCCGAGUUCGAUCGAGCUCGGAGGUACCGCGACGAAGCAGAUGAUCUUGACGGGUAUCAACGCUGGUGGAAAGUCCUCGUUCUCGCGUUCCGUGGCUCUGAUCGCGCUAAUGGCGCAGAUCGGAAGCUACGUCCCUGCCAAGGAAUGCACGACCAGCUUGUUCGACGGCAUCUUCACGCGCAUGGGAGCGGCCGACGAGAUUGGUCGUGGUCGUUCAACGUUCAUGGUAGAGUUGAGCGAGACGUCCGAGAUCCUCAAGCUUGCGACGUGUCGCUCUCUGGUCAUUUUGGACGAACUUGGUCGAGGCACGAGUACGAACGAUGGUCAAGCUAUCGCUGCGGCCGUAUUGGAAAACAUUACCACGACCUCCCAAGCCCGAACCAUCUUCAUCACCCACUACCCCUCCUUGGCUCAGCUCGUAAAGAAGUACCCCGAGGUCAUCUCGGUGCAUCAUAUGAAGUGCUUGGAAAAGCAGAGGGACGACGGCUUCACGGACGUGACAUUCUUGUACCAAGUUGGACCGGGAUUGGCGUCGAGGUCGCACGGGCUGAAUGUCGCUAGAUUGGCCGAAUUGCCCGAUUCGGUCUUGAGCAAGGCGCUGGAGAAGAGUCAGGAAUUGGAGAGGACCACACAGGAGAGGGUCGCUUCGAGGAGAGCGGAACGCUUGGCUUGGAUUCUACGUACGGUUGGUGAAGGAGGGGAGAUAGCCUCAGGCGAGGAGGAAAAAGGUGCUCUGCUUGAGGCUUGUGCAAAUGCUUUGCUCUAG
Messenger RNA from Microbotryum saponariae, 4131 nucleotides. The record is from the annotation of a GenBank genome assembly. NCBI's taxonomy places the organism in Eukaryota, Fungi, Basidiomycota, Microbotryomycetes, Microbotryales, Microbotryaceae.